Arachis ipaensis is the source of this 909-nucleotide messenger RNA. Lineage: Eukaryota; Viridiplantae; Streptophyta; Magnoliopsida; Fabales; Fabaceae. The record is from RefSeq and is a predicted model, not a curated record.
AUGGAGGCGAAUGCUGCUGCGACUCUGCAAGCUGUGCAGAGGUUAGAUCAAGCAGCUGGAAACAGAAACAGUGAUAGAAACGGGAAUAAUAAUGGGGAAGGAAAUGUUAGAGAGGCGAGGGAGUUGGAGCUUAUGCAACUGAAGCAAGGCUCUUUGUCUGUGGCGGACUAUACUAGUCGAUCUGAGGAGCUUUGUAGGUUCUCUAGGGUGUGUCAGGGUGCCACAGAGACCUAUGAAAGUUGGAAGUGUAUUAAGUACCAAGGAGGCUUGAGGGAUGCUAUUAUGACCGCUGUGGCUCCUCUUGAGAUCCGAAUCUUUUCAGAACUAGUGAAUAAAGCGAAUGUUAUUGAGGAUUGUGUGAAGAAAGUGGCAACAUCAAGAGAUCCUAGAGGAGGAAACACUAACCGUGGACGUGGCAAGUACUUUCAACCGAGGGGUCAGAACUUCAAGUGGGGAGGACAUGCCUUGAUGCCCCUCAUGGUCAAGGCAAUGUUAGGAGACCCACUUUUGAUUAGUACCACCAGGCGAGAGGGAGAGAUAAGGGUGAAAGAGGUUGAUAUUCCGAAAAUUGCGUUUAGGACGCGCUAUGCACACUACGAGUUUAUGGUGAUGUUCUUUGGGCUGACGAAUUCACCUGCUGUGUUCAUGGAUUACAUGAACAGAGUAUUUCGUCCCUUCUUGGACAAAUUCGUGGUGUUUUUCAUAGACGACAUCUUAAUUUAUUCUAAGACAGCGAAAGAACACGAAGAGCACUUAAGAAUUGUGUUGCAAAUCCUGAAGGAGCGAAAGUUGUAUGCCAAGUUGUCAAAGUGUGAGUUUUGGAAAGAAGAAGUAAAGUUCUUAGGUUACGUGGUGAGUAAGGACGGAAUUGCGGUAGAUCCUUCGAAAGUGGAGGCAGUGAUGGAAUAA